AUGUUACACAGGCUCAUGACAUCGUAUAAGCUUGAUCCUGACGUUGUUCGCUGGGGUCUUCAUCUCUUGGAUGAUGUUUGUACUCUUUCGAAUGAUAGUUCGCACAGUACUGUUACUCGUUAUGACCAGGAUUUUAGUCAAGUAGAGUAUGUUAGAGAAGGUUAUAUUGAGCCUUGCAUUGUGGAGAAUGAUGAGAUUAUAGCUCAGACGUACCAAGAAGAGUUAUCGAGACUUGCUUCUGCAGAAGCAUCAGGAGUUUCUGGUUGUGAAGAUGGGAAUUUGGAGUCGUCAAUUCUAGGGCAGGAUUGGCUUGGUCCUUCAAACAGACACAGUGGUUCUGGGCUUCAAAAUGUUCAGGAUACAGUGAAUGAUUUUGACAUAAAGAUAGACACUGAUGAUUAUAGAGAUAAAGAAAAUGAGGCAGAUGAUCCUAGGAGACAUGGAAGCGAGGAAGCAAACGAUCAUAGUGAAGGAGAAUGCUCUGUCAAUAGGGAAGACUUCUUACAUUCAUUGGACAUAACAGAUGAAUCUACGCUUGAUGGUGAAGUGGGGAGAAGAUUGAAUCAGUUGGUUUCUGUUCCUCAUAUUCCUAGAACGAAUGAGAACAUACCCUCAGCUGAUGAAGAGAUAUCAGAUCAUCAAAGGCUGUUAGAAAGACUGCAGUUGUAUGAUUUGGUGGAGUGUAAGGUCCAGGGAGAUGGUAACUGUCAGUUUCGUGCUUUAUCAGAUCAACUCUAUCGUUCUCCUGAGUACCAUGGUGUUGUAAGAGAACAAGUUAAUCAACAGCUCAGGAAUCACCCAGAAAUGUACGAGGCUUAUGUUCCUAUGGCUUAUACUGAUUAUCUAAAGAAGAUGAGCAAGAGUGGUGAAUGGGGUGAUCAUGUCACAUUGCAGGCUGCGGCAGAUUCGUAUGGUGUCAAGGUAUUUGUAAUAACUUCCUUCAGGGAUACAUGUUACAUUGAGAUCCUUCCGCAUGUUCAAAAGUCCAACAGAGUUAUUUGCUUGAGCUUUUGGGCUGAGGUGCACUACAAUUCAAUUUAUCCUGAAGGAGAACUUCCUCCACCAAGCUUAAGGAAAAAGAAGAAAUGGUGGAAUUUUUGA
Messenger RNA from Prunus armeniaca (apricot), 1101 nucleotides. Lineage: Eukaryota; Viridiplantae; Streptophyta; Magnoliopsida; Rosales; Rosaceae. The record is from the annotation of a GenBank genome assembly.